Seminavis robusta is the source of this 2184-nucleotide messenger RNA. NCBI's taxonomy places the organism in Eukaryota, Bacillariophyta, Bacillariophyceae, Naviculales, Naviculaceae. The record is from the annotation of a GenBank genome assembly.
AUGGAGCAUGCCGAGGCCAGUGAAGCAGGCGGUUCCAUGGCGGAUUUUGAUGAAAUUUUAAUGGAGGCGGGGUAUACCCAAGCGGAUGCUGCGAAUGUUGCCAGCACUAGCAGAUUAGCGGCGUCUCAGAGCUCUUUGGCGAAACGACCGAGAAUCUCUUCCUGUUGCUCUGGGUCAUCGGUAUCGGAUGGAUCCUUCCUGACCGCCACGCAGCAACAACAAGAUCAAGAAUUAUCCUCUGCCUCCUUUUCAUCUUCCAGCAGUGACGAUCAAGACAGUGACUGCGAACAACAGCAUCAUCACCACCGUGAUAGUAGUAGUAGUAGUAGUGAUCUGGAAGCCCAAUUGGCCACACCCGCCCCGGAACAUGUCUGUGGUGGCCACCAGUGCUGUCCCGAGAAUUUCGAGAACGAAUACGAUGAAGACGACAACAACAACAACAAUGACCUCAAACUCCCCGCAGCGCAGGCGUCUCUUGAACAACCUGCCGCUGUACCAGAUAAUUAUCAUCAUCAUCUUCAUCGCACGAUGGGACGCAGCAAGGAUCAUCACACCAACGUUCCCAUCAUCCCCUUGACUUCUCUCCAAUUGCUGGAAGAAAAAAAGCAAAUUGCCAUUAUCGAAGAACAAGAACAACCAGACACUAUGGAGGAUGCCUUGACCACUUCCACUACGGGCAAUGACCAAGAGUCGGUCGCUUCCGCACAAUCCCUCGUCUCGGUCGUGGCCGAACUGGUCGCUUAUCCCAUCAAGGUAUUCGCCGCCGUCAUGGCCGAUUUGAACACGGAACUCAUUGCCAGUAUGGGGACCCAUAAUAUUCCCUCUCGAGCUGAAUUCAUCAGUGCCACCAUUUUACUCAAAGAGGCUGCCGAAACUUACGACGAAUUGGGAUUGACAUUGGAACGCCAACUCAAUCGCACCAGUGGCAACCAAGUACUCGUCGUGGCCGAAAUUGAUCCCGAAGGCCACUGGCGGGGAUCACCACUUCGAGUGGGUGACCGCAUCAUCUCCAUCAAUCACACCAAUGUCAGUCAAUGGGAGGUGGAGGAACUUCACUCGUUCUGGAAGAAUCUACUGUUGGAUAACAAUGGCGGUGGAAAUAAUAAUAUCUGUAGCAGUGCCAGCACGGGCAGUACCACGUCGGUGGAAACCAUCACCUUGGUGGCACACAAUCCCACUGGAGAAGGACAAUGGGUUGCCGCCAUGGUUACCAAACCGGGUCCAUCGAUACGCACCGGAUUGGGAAUGCGAUCCAGUCGACCGGGACGGGUCAAGAUUUCCCGGGUCGGGGGACUCUUUAGUGAUUCCCUCUUGAAUCCGGGAGAUCAAAUUCUAUCGAUCAAUGGAUUGGGCGUUCACGGAUACAACAGUGCCGACACGGCCAAUGAAAUUUUGCAGAGCCCCAAGUACGUGACGGUUCUCGCCAAGGCCGAUUCGCGAGGGGCUUUUGUCAUUGCCACCACGGAUCGAGAAGCCAGUACCCGAUCGUUGUUGUUGGCGGCCGAGCAAGAAGAGUCGGUCGAUGAAGAAUUUGCCAAUGAAGACGAUGAAUAUGAUGAGGAAGCAGCACGACGACAAGAGCGAAGAAUCAAAGAACGUUGCGACAAUUGCGGAUGUUUGCGAGGACAUUGGACGACUCUCCGGACGCUCCAUUGGGCCGGAACCAUUUACGUCCUUUUCCUCACGGCACUGGGUAUCUACGUUUGUGUGGACAAUCAAUUGAAUUUGAGCAUGGUCAUGGCCGUCAUGGUCAUGUCGGUGGUCCUGUUGAACAUGGUGUUCAUGACCACGCGAAGCAUGAAACGAAGACAAAUGGACCCCUACGGGAGUUUGCAUCCCAGUCGAUAUUCCAUAUACCAAUUAUCCAGCAAUAUCAUCUUGCUCGCUGCAUUUUCCUUUUUGUUGAUCAUGUGGCGGAGUUUGGGAUACACGGCCGUCACGUCAGAAUUUAUUUUGGCGGUGGUGAUCCUGGUCCUCGCACCCAUGUUGGUGUUCGUCAACAUGCCUUCGUGUUGUGUGCUUCCGCCAGAAUUCCCACUGGCGCCGGCGGCCGAAGAAGAGCCUCGAGAGGCAAGCCAACAAGACGACGACGAAGAAGAAGAGGAUUAUUUCGAAGACGAGAGCGGUGACGAGGUACCGUUAGCUGAACCGGAAGCAGUUGCAUCUUUGGAAGCAACACCGUAG